AAAGAAAAAAAUAAUAAAAACAUUCCGGGGUUUGGAAGUGUUGUAAUUCUCCACAGAAGUCAUGUACAAAAAGAAUUUUUAGAACUAUAUUCUUCGAACACUGCACUGGCCUCUUUCCCGCAGUUGUGAUAAUCGCCAGCCAUGAGUACCCUCAGGCUACAAAAGCGGUUGGCUUCGGCCGUGUUGAAAUGCGGCAAAAAUAAAGUCUGGUUGGACCCUAAUGAAACAAACGAGAUCGCCAAUGCCAACUCGAGGCAGAAUGUCAGAAAGUUGAUCAAGGAUGGUCUUAUUAUCAGGAAGCCUGUCGCGGUCCACUCUCGCGCCCGGGUGAGGAAGAACGCAGAGGCUCGUCGCAAGGGACGUCACACUGGUACUGGUAAAAGGAAGGGUACAGCAAAUGCACGUAUGCCACAGAAAAUCGUGUGGAUCAGACGGAUGAGGGUGUUGAGACGUCUGCUCAAGAAGUAUAGGGAGGCCAAGAAGAUAGAUAAACAUCUGUACCAUGCUCUAUACAUGAAGUGCAAGGGAAACGUCUUCAAGAACAAACGUAUCCUUAUGGAGUACAUCCACAAGAAGAAGGCCGAGAAACUACGAUCCAAGCAAUUGCACGACCAAGCUGAGGCGCGUCGUCACAAGGUUAAGGAAGCGAGACGUCGUCGCGAGGAGCGUAUUGCCCAGAAGCGUGCCGAGAUCCUCAAGUCGUAUGCUAAGGAAGAGGAGGCCACCAAGAAGUAACAUGUAAAUCCUUUUUAAUUGUAAAAAGACCAUCCAAAAAAAAUAAAUUAUAUGAAACAAA
Lineus longissimus is the source of this 796-nucleotide messenger RNA. Its product is annotated as large ribosomal subunit protein eL19-like. Gene Ontology annotation, biological process: translation. Bases 142 to 735 code for a protein of 197 amino acids. Gene Ontology annotation, cellular component: cytosolic large ribosomal subunit; ribosome. The record is from RefSeq and is a predicted model, not a curated record. NCBI's taxonomy places the organism in Eukaryota, Metazoa, Nemertea, Pilidiophora, Heteronemertea, Lineidae. The transcript has 5 exons. Gene Ontology annotation, molecular function: RNA binding; structural constituent of ribosome.